AUGGUCUCCAAAAUCCCAAACGAUAUAUUCCAGUUCAGUACAGCCAGUGCUUUGAUGGCUGGCCUCGCCCACUCCGGCCCCUCCUGCGGCCAACUCCCCGGCUACGGCACCCACGGCAUCGGCACUUUUGCUCGUAUGAACGGUGAACUCCUCUUCCUCGACGGAAAACCCUGGCAAAUGCUGCGAUCCGGAAAAGUACAACCUGCAGAUCCAUCCACUUCUCUGCCGUUUGUGCAAGUCACCAAUUUCCAACCCGAGUUUGGGAUGAAAGUGAGUGAAGGACUGAAGAAAGGCGACUUGGUGGAUCUGUUCGAGAAAAACGGCCCCAGCACCGGUGGCAAGAAUUCCUUUGUACCAUUUCUGGUAAAAGGAAAGUUUAAAUCGCUGGAUUUGAGGAUUGCAGGGCCGCAAGAACACGAAGGCCAGGAUCUUGCAGAGGUUGCUGCCAAGGCGAGAAAGUGGAGUGUAAAGGAUGUCAAGGGGACCAUGUUUGGUAUCGCGAGUCCGGAGUGGAUGCAAGGCGUUAGUGUGGCAGGCGUGCAUUGCCAUUUCAUGACUGAGCCUGAGCAAGGCAAAGACGCUGAAGGUGGCCAUGUGUUGGACUUUGAGACUGGAGAUGAGGCACUGCUGCAAUGGGCUGUGACGGGAAGAUAUCAUCUUGGAUUUCCCAGAGAUGAUGAGUGGGAGAAGUUGGACUUGAAGGCAGACACCGCCGGUCUUAGUAAAGCUGAAGGAUAA
Aureobasidium musti is the source of this 738-nucleotide messenger RNA. NCBI's taxonomy places the organism in Eukaryota, Fungi, Ascomycota, Dothideomycetes, Dothideales, Saccotheciaceae. The record is from the annotation of a GenBank genome assembly.